CAUUACUCAAAAUCAAAAACCAAUCCAUUGUAUUUAAUUAAAUUUUCCUUUAUUCACUUAAUCAUACCGAAAUGAUGAUGAAGAGGAGUAGAGACUGCACCGGCAACGGCGACGGCGACGAAGCCUCCGCCGUGGCCAACUUCCUAAUGCUAUUAUCCGCCGCCGCUGCGGCCCACGGCAGCAGCGGCGACAGACUCCUUGCAGGUGAAGAUUCAUCGCGAAUCUUCACAUGCAAGACGUGCGACAGACAGUUCUCGUCGUUCCAGGCGCUAGGCGGGCACCGCGCCAGCCACAAGAAGCCGCGGUUGGGCGACGGAGAGCCGCCGUCGCCGCCGAAGCCGAAAACGCACGAGUGCGGCAUUUGCGGGCAGGAGUUCCCGUUAGGUCAAGCCCUUGGAGGCCAUAUGAGGAAGCACAGAGCGGCCGUGGUUGAUCAGAACCACCACGAGGCGGCGGCGGCAGCGCCGCUGCCAAUUUUUCCGGUGGUGAAGAAACCUAACGGCAGGAUGGUUUUCUCUCUCGAUCUCAAUUUGACUCCGUUAGAGAACCAUUAUUUUUUUGUUGCUUCUUCACAAAUACUAUAAUUAGCUAUUAAUUUAUAUUUAUUGGUCUUUUUUUUUGUAUAUGUUGUUUCAUUUCUUUUUAGAUAGUACACGGAUUUUAUUAAAUUCAUCAAAUAUUGAUUUUUUCAAGUACGGAGUAUGAUAUUAUAUAUGCAUGAUCUACUAAUCAAGCUGUUAUUAUAGUAAUAAUGAUAGUACUAAUUGUUAUACUUAUUUAAUGU
Messenger RNA from Salvia splendens (bonfire salvia), 784 nucleotides. Its product is annotated as zinc finger protein ZAT12-like. Lineage: Eukaryota; Viridiplantae; Streptophyta; Magnoliopsida; Lamiales; Lamiaceae. The record is from RefSeq and is a predicted model, not a curated record. The transcript has a single exon. Bases 72 to 584 code for a protein of 170 amino acids.